Molecule: messenger RNA, 1927 nt
Organism: Phalacrocorax carbo (great cormorant)
Lineage: Eukaryota; Metazoa; Chordata; Aves; Suliformes; Phalacrocoracidae
Source: RefSeq, a predicted model, not a curated record
CGGCGGGGACCGGGGCGCCUCUUCCCUUGGCCGUCCCGCCCCGGGGAGGGGGCAGCGGCCGCCUCCGGCCACACCUGUGGCGCAGCGGCGGCGGAGGAAGCGGCAGGCGGGCGCCCGGCGGCACCAUGACGGUGGGUGCGCGGCUGGGCGCCAAGGUGAGGGGCAGGUACUCCCGCCGCGGGCCCGGCGACGACCAGGUCUCCAUCCUGCCCGGCGAGGAGCAGCAGCAGGAGGGGGGGGAGGAGGAGGAGGAGGAGGAGGCGGCCCCGCGGCCGGCGGCGCUGGAGGAGGCAGAGGAGGAGGGAGCUGCCUCCCGGAAGGUGUGCUUCGCCCUCCUGCCCGACUCGUACGAGCCGCUGCGGCCGCCGCGGGCCGCCGGGAAGCGGCCCUACGGGAAGCGGCUGAAGAAGUACGGCAAGAAUGUCAGCAAAGCUUUGCAGAAGGGAUGCCGCUACUUGGUGGUUGGCCUGCAAGGAUUAGCAAUGGCCUAUUCCGCUCCCUUUGGGGUGGCAGCUCAGGUGGCGUCCUUUGUCCGCUAGCACAGCUCCACGCACGCCACCGGGGAGGAUGCAAGACCAUUGCUGCUUUCUUAGGAUUAAAUGAGACCCACAUCUGAGAAACUUCCUGGACAGACGGUCCCAGCCCUUUCCCCUGGACUGAGUGCUCUUCUCUGCAAAAACUUCCAGCGCUUUAUCAAAUGAGAUCUGGUUGAAGAAAUGCAAGGAUGAAGAAAUAAUCUUCGAGUAAUUGAGCUGAGGUUUGUUCUCAGACAUGGGUUGGUUUUCUGAAGCUUUGGGCUAUGUGUGGAAGGGAGCCAAGGAUGAAUGGAAAAGCAAGUAGAUGAGGGAGAGAGGAAUGAAGGGAAGUAGAGGAUGGGGGAGCAGCUAGGGAGGUGGAGAUCUGAGUCAGGCUACUGAGAGGAAUUGUCAAAGCAUUGGAGGAAACAGAUAACAAGGGAUCAGGAAAAGGUAGGCUUUGGUUUUCUGAUUGCCUCCCUUCCACCCUGAGAAGGUUAAGAUUAUGAGUAUACAUAAAAAUAUACUCAGGUAUAAAUGGACUGUGGUCUGAGACAUGGUGAGAUUUGCUGCAUCCCUGUUGUUCAUCUCAAACACUGGAAAUCAUGGGCCUUUAAAUCUUAAGACUGAUGUAAAAAAGCAGAAGGAAAAUGAGGUGUGUUUGUCUUCUGAUUUGGGGGCAUUAAAGGUUCACUGUGAUUAAUAUUUGAAACUUUGCCUCUGCUGCUGUGAAACCUGCAUACACUUCUCUUAUUGAGAACAGUGUUCAUAUCUGAUAUACCUGAUUCUGGAAGCUGGAGCUAUAAGAACACCCAGUUCUGUGGUGUUUGCCGGAGAAGACGACGGAUUACCAGUUGCAUCUGAAAAAACUGCAUACAGCAUUCAGUGUAAGAAUGUACAACCAUUUGUACAGGAAUGCAGCCAAAUAACCUGCCAGCUCCAUCUUCAUUUCCGUAUGUGGAAGCUGCAGCUAGAGAACGUCAACAUCAGAUGGCUCAGCUCAAGUCAUGUGGAUGGAGCAGCUUCUGUGUCGCACUUCUAGGGAUAUAAAUCUUGUAUUGAUGGCUCAGGAAUAAGGGGGUUUAUGAACCUUCAAAAUUCUGUGCAUUUUGGUUUUGUUUGGGUUUUAUCUAUCAGUCUUUUGUGGCAGCAGUAAAGGAUUUCCCCUCCUCGCACUUUCUCUGUAUUAUAGAUCUUUUCUAGUGUUGAUAGUGGUUAUGGAAUCAAGGAGUUGAUACGUUCUGGAAAAAAAUGCUGUUGAUUUGCUUUCUUUGCCUUCUUUUGUUGAAGGGGUUUGCUCAUCUUAGCAAACCACACUAUUUCUCUUAAAUGUAGCAGAUGAAACAAAGAUGGAUUUUUUUUAAUGCUCUUUUCUAACUGGACUGUAAAUAAAAGUAAUGCGAUCUCUGUAA